Molecule: messenger RNA, 237 nt
Organism: Gongylonema pulchrum
Lineage: Eukaryota; Metazoa; Nematoda; Chromadorea; Rhabditida; Gongylonematidae
Source: the annotation of a GenBank genome assembly
AUGAAGUGCGAUGAGGAAGCUGGUGCACACCUAUUUGUUAUUAUUCUGGGAAGUGGCUCAAUCAGGUUACCAAAGACAGCACCACAGGAUGCACUGAAACAUCCGGACACUAGCGAAACAGUGUAUAUUUCGUCGCUUGCUCUGCUCAAGAUGCUUCGUCACGGCCGCGCUGGCGUCCCCAUGGAGGUGAAUUUAUUAAAAAGUGUUUCGACAACAAGUCUUGCUAUUGCGAUAUAA